This is a messenger RNA of Raphanus sativus (radish), 1028 nucleotides long. RefSeq names its product LIM domain-containing protein WLIM2b. The transcript is spliced from 7 exons. The record is from RefSeq and is a predicted model, not a curated record. Lineage: Eukaryota; Viridiplantae; Streptophyta; Magnoliopsida; Brassicales; Brassicaceae. Gene Ontology annotation, cellular component: actin cytoskeleton; plasma membrane. Gene Ontology annotation, molecular function: actin filament binding. Gene Ontology annotation, biological process: actin filament bundle assembly. Bases 216 to 821 code for a protein of 201 amino acids.
GUCUCCUCCAGCAAAUAAAAACCAUAAAAAGGCGAGUUUUUUACCCAAUCUUCCGAUCUUUUAUUCUUCCUUCAUCGCUUUGAUCGUCAUCACCCAGAUCCUCCAUUCUCCUUCGUUCCUCCUUGGAGGAUCAGAUCUUGGAAGGUCCUCAGCUCAAGGAGAGGAGUAGAAGAAGAAGAAGGGUGAGGAGAGAGAGAGAGACUUUGAAUUGAAGGAUGUCUUCUUUCACAGGAACUCAGCAGAAAUGCAAGGCUUGCGAGAAGACGGUGUACCCUGUGGAGCUUCUCUCAGCUGAUGGUGUUAGCUAUCACAAGUCUUGCUUCAAAUGCACUCACUGCAAGUCCAGGCUUCAGCUGAGUAGAUACUCAUCAAUGGAAGGUGUGUUGUACUGUAAGCCUCAUUAUGAGCAGCUCUUCAAGGAGUCUGGUAGCUUCACCAAGAACUUUCAGUCACCUGUUAAACCGGCGGCUGAGAAAUCAAGUCCUGAGCUGACAAGGACCCCUAGCCGAGUUGCUGGUAUGUUCUCAGGCACACAAGAGAAAUGCGCCACUUGCAGUAAAACUGUCUAUCCUAUCGAAAAGGUAACAGUGGAGAGCCAGACAUAUCACAAGUCCUGCUUCAAAUGCUCACACGGAGGCUGCCCUAUCUCACCAUCAAACUACGCAGCUCUUGAAGGGAUUCUCUACUGCAAGCACCAUUUCGCUCAGCUUUUCAAGGAAAAGGGAAGCUACAACCACUUGAUCAAAUCUGCUUCCAUCAAACGCUCUGCCGCAGCCGCAGUCGCUGCCGGUACACCUGCAGCCGCCGUACCUGAAUCUUAAAAAACUCAAAUAAUCCUCUCUCUAUUCUCUAGUCUAAAUUGAAAACUCGAUGCCAAACUGAUUCAGUUUGUUUUCUCAGUUUGUGUCUUUUGUGUAUGAGUGUGUAAUCUAUCUAUCCUUUGAUGUUCUUUGCUUCCUUUAAUCUCUCCUAAAGCUUGUUUGUUGUCGUGAUUUGCUAUCUCUAUAAAAAAAACUCAGACUUUCCUU